Molecule: messenger RNA, 1011 nt
Organism: Fonsecaea nubica
Lineage: Eukaryota; Fungi; Ascomycota; Eurotiomycetes; Chaetothyriales; Herpotrichiellaceae
Exons: 1
Coding region: 1-1011 (336 amino acids)
Biological process (GO): pantothenate biosynthetic process
Cellular component (GO): cytoplasm
Molecular function (GO): 2-dehydropantoate 2-reductase activity
Source: RefSeq, a predicted model, not a curated record
AUGGAUAACUCACCUCGAAUCCUCCUCUUUGGGGCUGGAAGCAUAGGGGCCGUUUUCGUGUAUCAAUUCCAGCGUGCUGGUUGUCAGGUCACAGCAGUGUGUCGGUCCAACUAUGACACAGUGAAGCAGAAUGGCUUCAAGCUCCACAGCAAGCGAUUUGGAGACGUGCAGUUUCGUCCAGACCUGGUUAUUAGGAGUGUAGCUGAGUGUCCAGAGGAUGUCGCCUAUGAUUUUGUCUUCAUUGCCACCAAAUCGUUUCCCGGAUCGACACCGUCUCUGAGCGACUUGAUCCGUCCUGCCGUCCAUGGUCGACCUCAGACUGUCAUCGUACUCGCUCAGAAUGGAAUUGACAUCGAGGAUGAGGUGGCUCAGGCAUAUCCGCAAAAUCCGCUGCUGAGCUGUGCUGUCUACCUCCCGGCCACGCAGACGGAACAGGGCAUAAUUGAGUAUCCUGAGAUGCUGAAUCUGCUUGAGAUUGGCACCUUUCCCUCGACCGCCCCAGCAUCCCACAAAGCAGCCGCAGUCAGGUUGUCGGAAUUGGUCAUUGCAGGCGGAGGUCAAGCCGAAGUCCACGAUGAUAUUCAGAUCGCUCGUUGGGGCAAGAUCAUGCUGAAUUGUGCCUGGAGUCCCACCUGUGCUCUUGCAAUGUCUACCGAUGCGGACUUUCUGCUUUCGUCUUCUCCGUACUCUUACGACCUGGUGUGGUCCAUUAUGAAAGAAAUCAUCGAGCUGGCAAAGAAGAUGGGAAUCCCAAACGUGGACGAGACGGUUGCGAAGAAGAAGCUGGCUAUUGGCACACGUCGGGCAGAAAUACGGCAGGGGAGGGAGACGAGUAUGGUGCAGGAUGUCAAGCAGGGCCGGCUGUUCGAGGUGGAAGCGAUCGUGGGUAACACCGUCCGACUCGGGCAGAAAUGGGGAGUCGACAUGCCUCUCACGGCGAUGCUGUACGCCCUGACCAAAGCAAGAUUUGAUGCCAUGGUGCGGGAGCAGAAAGGAGAAAUCGAUCCGUGA